AUGGCUCCUGGUAUCAAUAUUGCCACUUGCGCUCCGAGAGUACGAGCAGAGUGCCUAGAUCGGAACGUACGGUCCAGAUCUCACGGCCUGCCUAGCAUCUCCCAGCCGGUUCCUGCCAAAUCCAGCCAAUCGUUAUCCCUGAAGAACGCCGCCGCUCGGGCACAGUCUCCCAUUCCCGCUCUUUCCUCGCGACGCCUAGAUCAGGACCAAUCAGACGCCACUACGUUGUCUUCCGUCCGAGCUGCGUCGGCGCUGCAAUCACUCGACGCGCCGCUCGCCGAGACGCCAGAUGCGCUGCCGCCAGAAGUGCCGUACACUGUAGUUAUGAAGUUCGGCGGCUCGUCGGUGGCGAACGCGGCGCGCAUGAAGGAGGUGGCGGAUUUGAUCCAGUCCUUUCCUGAGGAGAAUCCGAUCAUCGUCAUGUCCGCCAUGGGGAAAACGACGAACAACCUGAUCAAGGUCGGCGAGAGGGCGCUGACGUGCGGGUCCGCCAAGUGCGCGGCGAUCGACGAGCUGCGAGUAAUCAGAGAGCUCCACGUGUCCACCAUGGAGGAGCUCGGCGUGGAAUGCGCUGAGGUGCACGAACUGAUGCACGAGCUGCAGCAGCUAGUAACGGGGAUAGCGCUGAUGCGCGAGCUGACUCCGCGGUCCUCGGAUUACCUCGUGUCGUUCGGCGAGCGCUGCUCCACGCGCAUCUUCGCCGCCUACCUAAACUCUCUGGGAGUGCCGUCCAAGCAGUUCGACGCAUUCCACAUGGGAGUGAUCACGACGGACGAGUUCACCAACGCGGACGUGCUGGACGAGACCUACCCCACCGUGGCCAACUCCCUCCUCUCCGCCUACCAUGCUCACCGGGAAAGCGCUGCUGCCAGUGGAGAUGACAGCAGCAGCAGGGCGUUCAUCCCGGUGGUCACAGGCUUUCUGGGCAGGGGCAAGAAGACGGGUGCGACGACCACGCUGGGCCGUGGAGGCAGCGACCUGACGGCGACCAUCAUAGGGCGAGCGCUGGGGCUGCGGGAGGUGCAAGUGUGGAAGGACGUGGAUGGCGUGCUCACCUGCGACCCCAACCUCCACCGCUCCGCUGUGGCUGUGCCCUUCCUCACCUUCGAGGAAGCUUCCGAGCUGGCGUACUUUGGAGCGCAGGUGCUGCAUCCGCAGAGCAUGCGGCCGGCGCGGGAGGGGAAUAUUCCAGUCAGGGUGAAGAACUCGUAUAAUCGCAGCGCUCCCGGGACGUUGAUUACCCAAGAGAGGGAUUUAUCGUCGGCGCUGCUGACCAGCAUUGUGGUGAAGCGUGGGGUCACGCUGCUGGAUCUGGUCAGCCUGAGGAUGCUCGGGCAGUUUGGGUUCCUCGCAAAAGUUUUCGCGAUUUUUGAGGCGCAGGGGAUUUCGGUCGAUGUGGUGGCGACGAGUGAGGUGAGCCUGUCGCUCACACUGGACCCCGCGAAGCUGUGGUCUCGGGAGUUGAUUCAGCAGGAGCUGGAUAAGAUGGUGGAGGAGCUUGAGCAGGUGGCGGUGGUCAAGUUAUUGCAGCGGCGGUCGAUUAUCAGCUUGAUUGGGAACGUGUCCCGGUCGUCAGUGAUUCUGGAGAAGGUGUUUGGCGUGUUCAGACGAAACGGGACCAACGUGCAGAUGAUCUCGCAGGGAGCUUCCAAGCAUCUGGACGCUCCCGCCAUUGGUCAAUGUGCUGAACUCACCGCCGAGUUCCUUCAUUACAGUCACCUGCUCUUCCUGAUUCUUCAUUUGCGGCACAAAUCAAGCACCAAGCACAAGGAGCUGUCCGUCCACCUCGAGAUCCCCAAAAAUGCUGCAGCGCAGGUCGGUGCAGCAGCAGCAGUGGUGGGAACAGCAGAGAGGGGAGAGAUUCCAUUCCAAUCAGCCCCGUCCCCCUUGCUGCACGCGCAGCCCCUUCCGCCCUCUCCGCCGUUGCGCCUGCUAGUCCACGAUCUCUGCGGAAGCCACGCCCGAAUGGUAGCAACAGCAGCAUCCACAGUGGAGACGGAGAGGGAACGGGUGUCUGUGCCAGUGGUGGCCACCCGCAUACUAGUGUCAGGAGCAGCAACCACAGCGCAGGCGGAGACAGAAGAGGUGCCAGUGCCGGUGGUGGCCAGCCGCGCACCAGUGGUGGCAGCAGCAGCAAGCACAGCGCAGACAGAGGAGGUGCCCGUGCCGGUGGUGGUGAUAGACAACCACUCGGAGGCCAAUGCCACCAUUGUGCAGCUAGAGUUUGGUGACCGGCUGGGGGCGCUUAUGGACACGAUGGCGGCACUGCGCAGUCUGGGGCUGAACGUGGUGAAGGGACGCGUGACUACAGCAGGCACCGUUGCUCGGAACACGUUCACCAUCACGCAGGAGGGAGGCAAGGUGGAGAGUGCGGAGAUGAUAGAGGCCAUUCGAGGCACCAUCAUCGCCAACCUCCUCAAGUACCACCCCGAGUCAGGCACGCAGCUAGCCAUGGGCCUCACAUGCGACUCGCCUCCCUGCAAUUCGAGUGUGCCAACACGCAUGGCGAUCACGGCCCUCCCGGACAACACAGGCAGCGAGUUGAGGGUGGAGGCGGCGGACCGGCCGGGGCUGCUGAUGGAAAUCGUGGAUGUGCUGACAGGGAUGUCCGUCAGUGUGACGUCAGCAGAGAUCGACACCGAGGGCGUGGUGGCGAAGGAUGUGUUCACUGUGUCGUACCAUGGGGGGCCACUGGAUGAUGAGAUGACCACGCUCACACUCAACGCCCUCAACUACACUCUCUCGCGGCCAGACAUCGAAGCAGAGGAGAGCUAUUAG
This is a messenger RNA of Closterium sp. Naga37s-1, 2778 nucleotides long. The record is from the annotation of a GenBank genome assembly. NCBI's taxonomy places the organism in Eukaryota, Viridiplantae, Streptophyta, Zygnematophyceae, Desmidiales, Closteriaceae.